ACGACACUACAUUACAAUUUCGGCGGCUGUUGCAGACAGCCGUGUUAGUUUGUGUUAGUUAUAGAUUAAUACUAGUAUAGUGGUUUAGAUAUAACGUGUUGCGCGUUCUAAUAAGCAUUCAAUAUGAAAUUCACGGUCGCAUUCAUAUUAUGUAUAUCAACGGCAUGGGCUAUAAAAGCGAAAGUUGACGAUCCUAAGGAUAAGAGAGAGGCUGCGAUUGGCUACGGAUCAUCAGGCCACUCAAGCCAGGCAUACAACUUCCAGUCGCCUGCACAAGGACACGAAGAUGCAAACUCAGCUAUCAGCAUCGGAGCUGGAUAUAGUGUAGGAGGUGGCAAGCCUUCUUACAGUUUUGCAAAUCAAAUAUCCGGUGCUGCCUACCAAGUACCAUCUGAAGGGUCACCAGCAAGUGGUCACGGUGCUCUUCAACUGGCCCCAAUUACACUACAAUCAUCUCACCCCGGUCUUGUUUCCAACGAUCUCUCGCAGCUGAUGAGCCAACUUUCCCAUGGAUUAAACUCUGGAGCGCUCACACUGUCACCUGGUAGUCAAGGAGUGUAUCAGUUUGGCGUCCAGAAUGCACAUGGAGGUCAAGAGUUUUCCGUUCCUCAAUUCGCUUAUAGCUCACCAAACUCGCAACAAUAUACUUUAGGAGAAGCGGCUCAACCCGCAGUUCCAUCAUACGCUGCUGGUACUAAAGGAUUAGGUUCUUACAGUUCGACAGGACCAGUUCUAUUCACACCGGAUCAAGCUAAUCAAGCACAAAAUUACGCCUCUCAAAGCGGCGGUCAUUCUAUCAAUGAGGGAGCAUCGAUCUCUUACGGGGAGCCGGCCCAGUCACUGUCCGGUUAUUCAUUAGGUAAUUCAGGACAAUCCUUCGGUGGAUCACUAAACGCUUACGCUGGAAAUUAUGCUGCUCCGGGAAAAUCAUCUUUUAAACCCUCUGCAUUCCUGGGUUCAGUUCAGAGUGAGGGAGGUCAUUCCCUAUCCGGAUCAUAUGCUGCACCGUCUUUUGGUAAUUAUCAUGCUGGUGGUUUGUCCUUAGGGGCUGGUGGUCAUAAUCAUGGUUUCGGUUCAUUGUCUGGACUCAGCGGUGGUGCACCUAAAUAUAUCUCGCAAACAUAUUUACCUACCAAAUCUGCCGAUGGCGUAGGUUCCUUAGAGUCAAUUGCGUCAACUUUCUCAGCUAGCGGUCAAUUGGGCCACGGUGCUCAUAGUUUUCCUUCAUCUCCAUACAGCCCCAGUACUGGCCAUAGCGCUUUAUCCCAAGCCCCUCAAUACUAUGUAACUUCAUCAAAGCAUAGCCCUGGAGCUAGCUUUGGAGGCGGAAGUAUUUCAUACAAAAGCCCAGUUUCUGGUCAUAGUUCAUUGAAUUCUUACUCAUCUGGGCCUAAAUACAGCUUUGGUGGACAGAGCACACGCUAUUCACCAGCAAAGGACUCUCAUGGCGCUUACAGCGAAACGAGUUACAACACGAUCAAAUACAGCGAAGAACUAAAACCCCGUAUUCAUUAAGAUAAUCGUACACAGAUGGAAACGGUGCUGUAAAUAAAGGCUUGAUUACGUGUGGAUUAUGUAUGUUUACGAAAACGUGAGUGAACGAAAGCGUUAAGUCGCUGUAGGUGUUGUUUAUUUGCGUAUGUUCCGCUAAUUUAUCAGAUGAACGCUUCAAUUGUUACCGUCGAGCUUAUCAAAUUGCUUUCUAUUGGGGAUACUAUUGUUAUUAACUACAUUA
Molecule: messenger RNA, 1735 nt
Organism: Pieris rapae (cabbage white)
Lineage: Eukaryota; Metazoa; Arthropoda; Insecta; Lepidoptera; Pieridae
Product: prisilkin-39-like
Exons: 2
Coding region: 124-1515 (463 amino acids)
Source: RefSeq, a predicted model, not a curated record